AUGGGCAACUCAGCUGUAAACGAGAAUCUGGCAACAUUCCUGCUGCUACUAUGUGGCUUGGAUUCCCGAUUUUACUGGCAAAGUCAAGGAGCUGUCCAGCAGGACAAAGAGCAGGUGUCAUUGCGUGAUCUCCGCACUUUUGCUGUGGAGCAUGAAUUUGAUGCCUAUUCAGGUAGUCUGUCAGAUUUUGAUGUCCAUGGCAACCUGCUGGUGACAUGUGGCUUCUCCAGCCGAAUGAAUGGCCUAGCCUGUGAUCGUUUCCUCAAAGUGUAUGACCUGCGCAUGCUACGAGCCAUCACACCUCUGCAGGUUCACAUUGACCCUCUGUUUUUGAAGUUCAUUCCUACCUACACAUCUCGCCUUGCCAUCAUCUCCCAGACAGGUCAGUGUCAGUUCUGUGAACCCACUGGAUUGGCCAGUCCUGCCGACAUCUUCCAUGUCAAUACAGUGGGCCAGCUGAUCAUGAGCUUUGAUGUGUCAGCCAGCAAACAAGCCAUGGUUUUUGGAGACUCAGAGGGCUGCGUCCACCUGUGGGCCAACUCACCUGAGAUCACCUUCAAUGCAUACUCCCGGGAGACUGACUUUGCCUUGCCUUGUAUUGUGGACACCUUUCCCCACCUUGACUGGAACCAAGAUCUCAUGCCCCUCUCGCUUAUACCUGUGCCACUAACCACUGAAUCACUGUUGUCAGAUUGGCCAGCUGCCAACUCUGCUCCUGCACCCAGACGAGCCCCACCAGUUGACCCAGAGAUCCUUCGUACCAUGAAGAAAGUUGGCUUUAUUGGAUAUGCUCCAAAUCCCAGGACCAAGCUGCGGAACCAGAUUCCCUAUCGACUGAAAGAGCUCGACAAUGAGUUUGACAAUUUCAGCCAGGUCCCUGAAUCCCCCAUCGGACGGGAAGAGGAACCACAUAUCUACAUGGUGGCAAAGAAAUACAGGAAGGUCACAAUUAAAUAUUCCAAGCUGGGCCUGGAGGACUUUGACUUCAAACAUUACAACAAAACACUUUUUGCUGGUCUAGAGCCCCACAUUCCAAACGCUUACUGCAACUGCAUGAUUCAGGUCUUGUAUUUCCUGGAGCCAGUGCGCUGCCUGGUUCAGAACCACUUGUGCCAGAAAGAGUUUUGCCUGAGCUGUGAGCUUGGCUUCUUAUUCCACAUGCUGGACUUGUCCAGAGGAGACCCUUGUCAGGGGAGCAACUUUCUCCGUGCCUUCCGCACCAUUCCAGAGGCAGCUGCUCUGGGACUGAUCUUGGCUGAUUCAGAUGAGGCUACAGGGAAAGUGAAUCUAGGACGGUUGAUUCAGAGUUGGAACCGCUUCAUUCUGACCCAGCUCCAUCAGGAAACCCAAGAGCAGGAAGGCCCUCAGGCUUACCGGGGCAUUGGCAGCAGCAACUUUGGAUCUUCGGGGGACUCGGUCAUUGGGCAGCUUUUCAGCUGUGAGGUGGAGAAUUGCAGCAUGUGCCGCUGUGGCAAAGAGACUGUUCGAGUAUCUUCCACACUCCUCUUUACCCUCUCCUACCCUGAGAGCAACGAUAAAAUCAAAGAUUAUGAAUUUGCUCAGAUCUUGAAGAGAAGCAUCUGUCUGGAACAGAACACCCAGGCCUGGUGUGAGAACUGUGAGAAAUAUCAACCCACGGUCCAGACUCGCAAUAUCCGCUGCCUGCCUGAUGUUUUGGUCAUUAACUGUGAAGUGAACAGUUCCAAGGAGGCGGAAUUCUGGAAGAUGCAGGCAGAGUAUGCCUUUAAGAAGUUGAUGAUGAAGAAGGGUGGCCGAGAACUCCCCAAAAGUAGAGAUAUACCUCUUGGGGAAUGGAAUGAAUUGGGAAUGGCAGAGGGGAGCCAUUCUUAUACCUCGAUUGAAGAGCUGAAGAACAUCUGGAUUCCUUAUUCCAUCAAGAUGAAGCUCUCCAAGAACAAGGAGCUGGAGGUUUAUAACUGGGAUGAAAGCACUGAACUAACUGUGUUGGAUGAUCAGGAAUCAACAUAUGUCUAUGACCUUAUGGCAACUAUUGUGCACAUUCUGGACUCCCGGACUGGGGGCAGCCUGGUGGGGCAUAUCAAAGUGGGGGAGACCUACCACCAAAGGAAGGAGGGUGUCACACACCAGCAGUGGUACCUUUUCAAUGACUUUCUCAUUGAGCCUGUGGAUAAGUGUGAAGCAGUUCAAUUUGACAUGAGCUGGAAGGUGCCUGCUAUCCUUUAUUAUGUCCGGAGGAACCUCCAUUCCAAGUACAAUUUAACCAUUAAAAACCCUAUUGAAGCCAGUGUGCUUCUCGCUGAGGCUUCCCUCGCUCGCAAGCAGCGCAAAUGUCAUGCCACUUUCAUCCCACUCAUGCUGAAUGAGAUGCCACAGGCUGGGGACUUGGUGGGACUGGAUGCUGAAUUUGUCACCCUCAACGAGGAGGAGGCAGAACUUCGCAGUGAUGGGACCAAAUCCACCAUCAAGCCCAGUCAGAUGUCAGUGGCCAGGAUUACAUGUGUAAGGGGACAAGGUCCCAAUGAGGGUGUUCCAUUCAUCGAUGAUUACAUUUCCACGCAAGAACAGGUGGUAGAUUACCUCACUCAGUAUUCAGGAAUAAAGCCAGGUGAUCUGGAUGCCAAAAUUUCCUCCAAACACCUCACCACCCUCAAAUCCACCUACCUGAAGCUACGCUUCCUCAUCGAUGUCGGGGUCAAGUUUGUGGGCCACGGAUUGCAAAAAGACUUCCGCGUCAUCAACAUCAUGGUUCCCAGGGACCAAGUCAUUGACACUGUCUACCUGUUCCACAUGCCCAGGAAGAGGAUGAUCUCACUGCGUUUCCUUGCCUGGUAUUUUUUGGAUCUGAAGAUCCAAGGGGAGACUCAUGACAGCAUUGAAGAUGCGCGCACAGCCCUCCAGCUGUACAGGAAGUACGUGGAACUUAGCACUCGUGGCUUGGAGCCUGAGGAGUUCCGCAAAGUGCUGAAGGGCCUAUAUGAGAAAGGGAGGAAGAUGGACUGGAAGGUGCCUGAACCUGAUGGCCAGAGCAGCCCCAAGAGUGCUGCUGUGUUCUCAACCGUGCUGUCCCUCUGAUCCCAGAGACCUCAUUGCAUCCUGUGUCUUUUCUGUACUCUCUUCAGGAGGGGACUAUCCAAAACUUGCUCCCUGAGAUCUGGGCUUUCUGGAACAUGAAUUAUAAUGCAUAUGUGUAUGAAAAGGGAAGGCAUGGUCGUUAACAUGCCACACAUUUCUCAGAGGCCAAGGGACGUCUGCUGGAGCAUCUCUGUCCCCAGUUUCCUGACAAACCUCAUGGAUCCCAGACCGAAUCCUAUCUAAUUAGGGAAGAGAGUGCAUAUGGCGGUACCCUUUGUUAACCACAUGGGGGCACAGUUGCACUGAAAGAGCUGCUCCCUUUGGAUGCUGAACUUAGGUGCUUCCCAAGACGGAUUGCACGUCAGAUCCUGCAAUGCACUCAGUGUCAGGCUGUUCUAGCAUGUAUUCUAUAUAAAAGGGGUGAGUGACGCAGAUCUGUGAGUUGCUCAGAGAUCCAUUGUUUCCACAUCCACUGAUGUCAUUAGCAGCGUUAAGCUGGGUAACUUGCAGGGACACCUGUUUAUCUUCUGGCUGGGAGCUGUUCCUGAAACAACCUAGAUCUGGACUCUACUCCCAUGGAACCUCCAUGGCAUUUUAACUCUUGUUUUGUGUCUGUGAAUUGUGGUCACAAGAAGUCUAUGAAAUGUAAUAAAGCUGUAAAAACACUGCCAGUG
Molecule: messenger RNA, 3728 nt
Organism: Rhineura floridana
Lineage: Eukaryota; Metazoa; Chordata; Lepidosauria; Squamata; Rhineuridae
Gene: PAN2
Product: poly(A) specific ribonuclease subunit PAN2
Exons: 23
Coding region: 1-3054 (1017 amino acids)
Biological process (GO): nuclear-transcribed mRNA poly(A) tail shortening
Cellular component (GO): PAN complex; P-body
Molecular function (GO): protein binding; nucleic acid binding
Source: RefSeq, a predicted model, not a curated record